Chara braunii is the source of this 1426-nucleotide messenger RNA. The record is from the annotation of a GenBank genome assembly. NCBI's taxonomy places the organism in Eukaryota, Viridiplantae, Streptophyta, Charophyceae, Charales, Characeae.
UCUCGACUAACUGAGAUGAUGAUAGGCAUUACGAGGAUAAGUACCCCGCCUUAAAAUCAGCUAGGACUUUGGUCGAUGCGGUCCUUUCUCAUGAAUCCCCCCAAAUGGAUAAGAAGUGAAUUUGUGCGAGAGGAGUUGAAUUCCCUUGCUCAGCUGUAUGGAUUGAAAGUAGAUUGGCCCCAGAGAACCAGAUCAAGCAGCCUUGCAACCUUAAAUAAGACGCAGGCCACAGUACCAGCGGAUGGAACAGCAGCAACACCAACACCAGCACCAGCGAUACCAGUCGAUGCAUCAAAAGAUUCAAAAGACGCAAGCCAUGCAAACGAUUCAACGGACCCAUCGAAAGAUGCGUCGAAAGCUGCUAAAGACGCAAGCGGUGGAAAAGAUCCGAAACAAAGCACCAACGAGCUUGAGAAACGGGAACGACUGUUCACGCGGGAAACCGUGAUCGGCGAUGAGGCCGCACAUUGGGUGGAAGUGACAUCUGCAGGCGGGGCCCCGGAGACUGAGAAAGGGUUGUCAUCCCUUGCGCAGGUCUCCCACGACCUCGUGGCCACCUGCGCUCUGCAGCAGCAGGAAAUCCUUCACCUGCAGCAGACAGUGGACCAGAUGCUCGCACGGCUGCAGGCGUUGGAGAAACAGCGAGCUGCUGUAGCAACCGCAGGGCCUUCCACCCUUACCACCCGUGUGCAAGUUUUGGAGGAUGACGUCAGCAACAUCAAGCGUGUGCAUCAGGACUUCCGGACGUCGCAGCAAGCAACGAACUUGCAGUUGGAGACGCAGGUCCAGGCUGCUGCCACCGUGACGCCUGCCUCCGCAUCCUCCCGGCGCCCACCCAAGCUGGAUGACAUUCCCGUCUUCUGCGAUCAGUCCAAGACGGAACCGAUCCCGUGGUGGCGCCAGUUUACUUUCAUGCUCGACAUGCACCAUGUCCCGAACAACGAUCGACAUCCGUGCUUGUACCACCGAUCUGGUGGUGCGUGUCAAGCAUGGCUGGACAACAUCUUGACCAGCCAUGGCGUAGCAGUGUCGGAACUGCACACCAAGCUCACUUGGCAGGAGUUGACCGACGCCUGGCACAAGCGAUUCCAAGUGGAUCCGCCCGACCUCCAAGCGAUGGACAAGCUCAACAAGCUCCAUCAGAACACGCUGCUCAGUCAGGACUGGAUUACCGAGUUCCAAAGACUCGCCUCCACACCCGACCUGCCGCUCGCAUUCCGCGCCAUUAAGCACUUGUUUAUCAUGCGCUUGUGUCCAGCUCUGCAAAACGUGUUGACGCAGAUUGCAGAGACACUCGACACAUCAAACAAGCUUUUCAGCACAGCGUCACGGAUCAUUCUCACGAAUAUCGAAGCCCGCAACGCCGCCGAUCUUCCGCAAUGACCAGUGGCACCCAGCCCAAGCCAAAGGUGGCUUGCAUUACUUC